UCGGCCUCUGCACUACGCACGCGCGGGCGUCUCCGGGCAGAAACUGAGCCCGGUUCGGGCGCAGGGGCUUGUGGGAGGGCUUAAGGAAGUAAAAUGGCGGAUCUGGCGAACGAAGAAAACCCUGCUGCUGCUCCGCCUGUCUUUGUGUUCCAGAAAGAUAAAGCGCAGAAGUCCUCUGCAGAGCAAAAAGACUUGUCGGAGUCGGGAGAGGAGCCUCGGGGGGAGGCUGAGGUCCCCCGCAGUGGCGCGGGUCUCCCCGCGUCCGCUGGUGAGCGUGCCCCCACUAGCACUUCCACCAGCCCUCCUCCACCUCCCGCUCCUGAAGGCCAGCUUCCUUGUUCGCGAGAACUGGCAGGGAGGUCAGCUGGUGGCUCAAGUCCUGAAGCUGGAGAAGAUUCUGACCGUGAGGAUGGAAACUACUGCCCUCCUGUCAAGCGUGAGAGGACGUCCUCUCUGACCCAGUUCCCCCCCUCACAGUCAGAGGAGAAGAGCAGUGGUUUCCGGUUGAAACCACCCACGCUCAUCCAUGGCCAGGCACCCAGUGCAGGUGUGCCUAGCCAGAAGCCCAAGGAGCAGCAGCGCAGUGUGCUCCGCCCCGCCGUGCUCCAAGCCCCACAGCCCAAGGCGCUCGCACAGACAGUCCCCAGCAGUGGCACAAACGGGGUUAGCCUCCCAGCUGACUGCACAGGGCCAGCCAUGUUGUCGUCACCAGAACACCCCGCCCGGAGAAGUCCCUGUGAAUCUGCCGAGGAGACGCACACACUCGAGCAGGAGAAGGAGACCCAGAAGCCAGUGCCCAGCAGAGCCCCUGCGGAGGAGAGCUGUGGGGACAAGCAGCAAGGCGUGCAGCAGGCCUUCGUGUUUGGGCAGAACUUAAGGGACAGAGUCAAGUUAAUGAAUGAGAAUGCCGACAUGGCCGAAGUGGACAGUGCUGCACACCCCAGCUCAGAGACGCCCAGUGCCACCAACUACUUCCUGCAGUACAUCAGCUCCAGUGUAGAGAACUCAGACAGCAAUGCUGAUACCUCCAGCAACAAGUUCGUGUUUGGGCAGAACAUGAGCGAGCGCGUCCUGAGUCCCCCCAAGCUAAACGAGACCAGUUCUGAUGCCAACAGGGAAAACCCCACCACCGAGCCUGUGACUGAAUCACCCUCCCACGAAGCCCCCAAGAAAGCUAGUAACAUUGCAGAGUCCCUUGCUGAGUCGGCCGCCGCCUACACCAAGGCCACUGCGUGGACAUGCUUGCUGGAGAAGGUAGAAGUCAUCACGGGCGAGGAGGCGGAGAGCAACGUGCUGCAGAUCCAGUGUAAGCUGUUUGUCUUCGACAAGACCUCACAGUCGUGGGUGGAGCGAGGCCGGGGGCUGCUCAGACUCAAUGACAUGGCAUCUACUGAUGACGGCACGUUACAGUCCCGGCUAGUGAUGCGGACACAGGGCAGCCUGCGGCUGAUCCUCAACACGAAGCUGUGGGCACAGAUGCAGGUGGACAAAGCCAGCGAGAGGAGCCUCCGCCUGACGGCCACGGACGCCGAGGGACAGGGUGUGAAGGUCUUCCUCAUCUCAGCCAGCUCAAAGGACACGGGCCAGCUGUAUGCCGCAUUGCACCACCGCAUCCUGGCACUGCGCAGCCGUGCUGAGCAGGAGCAGGAAGCCAAGACACCUGCGCCCGAACCUGGGGCUGCCCCAGCUCAUGAGGAGGAAGACAGUGAUGACGAUGUGUUGGCACCCUCAGGGGCCUCAGGAACAGGCGCAGGCGAUGAAGGAGACGGGCAGACUCCUGGGAGCACAUAGCGGUCGGAACCUACCAGGCUGCCGCUUUGUUGCUGCUGCCCACCCUCCCCAGGCCCGAGGCACUGUUCCUGCUGGGCAGGUCCCUCCAGACGCCGGACUCCCGGGAUGUGGUUUGGGACUCAGCCUCAUCAUAUUGAUGAGUCGCAAGAACACUCCCCACCCUCCUGUGAUUGACUUGUCACGGCUUCCCACUGGCUUGCAGACCUGUUUCUUCACCCAGCCUUGGCCUUGGGCGGCUUCCCUCCCCAAAGCCAGAGGCACACACGGGCCCCCAGGCAGUGAGCUCUGGUGACAGUUUGUUUCCAAAGGCUUUGUCUCCAGUGUUGCAGGCACACAGCCUACACGCCUGCUCUCCCCGGGUUGGCACCCAGCCUGCACAGGGGCUCUGAGGGCUUGAGCCUAGGAAUGCCUGUCUGGAAGAUGAUGACGGACCGUGGAGGGUUCCCGGGGAUGCCCCCACAUCCCCCUCCUCGUGCAAGUCAUGCCCUUCACUGCACUCUGGCCCAGGGUGCAGACCUGCUUCCUACUAUUGGGCGUUCCUUGCUCAGCCAAGGUGACCAUCUGGGGCCUCUGAGGGCAUCCGGCCUCCAUGGACGUGCAGGCCAUGACAUUCCUGGGCACAUGCACGGGAACUCACCCAACAUCUGCCCACCCUCAGGGCUGAAGAGAAGGCCUCCAUCUUGGCUGUGUUUCCCACCCACCCAGAGUGGCCAGCGCAACUCCAUCUACAGUCUACGCCCCUGGGGAGCCAGCAGGAACCCCCACCUGGCAGAUUGGUCACUCUGCUUAAAGCCUUAGCCAGUUAGUGACGAGUAAAAGCAGACGACGCCUGUGUGUUUUGGAACGUUUAUGUAAGACUGUCAUAUGAAAUGUAUUUGGGAACUACAUUAAAACUUUUAACUAAA
This is a messenger RNA of Jaculus jaculus (lesser Egyptian jerboa), 2696 nucleotides long. It is a transcript of the gene Ranbp3, whose product is annotated as RAN binding protein 3. Gene Ontology annotation, cellular component: cytoplasm; nuclear pore. Gene Ontology annotation, biological process: protein export from nucleus. NCBI's taxonomy places the organism in Eukaryota, Metazoa, Chordata, Mammalia, Rodentia, Dipodidae. The record is from RefSeq and is a predicted model, not a curated record. Gene Ontology annotation, molecular function: GTPase activator activity. The transcript has 17 exons. Bases 94 to 1791 code for a protein of 565 amino acids.